AUGCCCUUAGGUGCAAAUUCCGGGGGCGAUGCGCCGGAAGUUAGGUUGACGGUUUCCAAAGAUUCCCCGUGCGCCGUAUCGUCUGUAGCGACAUUGAUGACACUAGCAGCUGCUGCUGUAGAAAACAGCUUGCUCGAGCAGCAGUUAUCCGACGGCUUGGAGCUUGUGGCGACGGACACAGUAACCUGCGGUGAUGAGGGGACCGAACCGGCGAUAAAAAAGGUGACUCCUAGACGUCCGCGUUCAUUGUGGGACCGGACCAAGAAAGUUCUCAGGCAAAUUUUCUGUUGCUGUGCGGUUGGCCAAGCAGACGAUUAA
Macrosiphum euphorbiae (potato aphid) is the source of this 318-nucleotide messenger RNA. NCBI's taxonomy places the organism in Eukaryota, Metazoa, Arthropoda, Insecta, Hemiptera, Aphididae. The record is from the annotation of a GenBank genome assembly.